Molecule: messenger RNA, 408 nt
Organism: Letharia columbiana
Lineage: Eukaryota; Fungi; Ascomycota; Lecanoromycetes; Lecanorales; Parmeliaceae
Exons: 4
Coding region: 1-408 (135 amino acids)
Source: RefSeq, a predicted model, not a curated record
AUGGAUAAGUGGGAUCUCAUGCUGUAUUGCAACGAAACGCUCAAUGUCGCCGUUCAAUUUUGUGAUACUGUCAACGUAAAGCUGCCAUCUGCAGCAAGUUGUCCCGCGUCUGCUAGUGCCACCGCAGCAGUCAGCUCUGCCGUAGGCGGGGGCAACAGUGCCGCCAGUGCAGGCGGGAGUACCACUGCGUCUGCGGUCACAACAAGCGCUGUCUCUGGUGCCGAGACCACAUCAUCGAGUUCUGCCACAGGGGGUUCUUCUACUAGUACAUCUGCUACUGGGUCCUCAUCGUCCAAGAUGGCAUCAACCUCAAGCUCUGCAACUCACGCGUCCACCGGCGCAGCUCAGGUCUGGGGCUCAAUUAUGGGCGCUGUAGGCGCUGCUGUGGCUGUUUUAGCAUGGUUGUAG